AUGAUUUCCAAACAUCUUAUCAUCGGCGGUACAUGUCUUCUUCUUGGAAUUAUUGGAAUUCAUCUAACAAUUUAUUGGAUUUUAUUUUUUCUCACAUUCAUUCUCGGGUUUCUGAUUCAUUUAAUUAUUCAUAAAUUCGAAUGGUUAAAAUCAAGUCAAAUACAACGAACAAAUAAAACACCAUUUACAAAAAGAAAAUUAGUUACUCAUAUUGAUACCGAUGAUAUAAAUGCACCAUUAAAGUCAAAUGAUCGUCCAUCAUUAACGGGAAUAUCUGUUAUUGAUGAUCAACUACAUGAAUCAAUUGAGUUAUUUAUUCGUGAUUACGUUGAAACUUGGUAUAAAACUCAAAUAAGUUCGAAUGAAUUAUUUAUUCAAGAUUUUAAAAAUGGAAUUUAUAAAACAAUUCGACAUUUAGCUGAAAGAUUACGUGAAAUCGAUUGGUUAGAUUUUUGUACAGGAACAUUAGUUGAUAGUUUUGCAACACACGUUCGAUUAUAUCGAAAUGCUACAGAACGUAUGCGAGUUGAACAAUCGACAGAUAUUCGUGCAUGUUUUUUUGAUAUGGAAGCAGAAUAUGAAAGAGGAAUAUGUCGGGAUGAAGUUUGUAUGGAUAAAGAUAAAGAAAAAGAAUUUCUUCGUGAUAUUGUCGAAGUUUUAAUUUAUAUAUUAUUACCUGCUAAUGAAUUUCAUUGUAUUCCAGCUCGAAUAUUAAUUCGAGAAGUUGUCGUUAACUUAGGUUUAGCACCUUUUAUUGAUAUGUAUACAGAUCCCGAUGCAAUUAAUCAAUUAAUUAUUAAAAUGUGUCAACAAAUUCCAUUGACAAUUGACAAUUUUCUUCUUGUUACUCGAACAACAACUUCAACAACAGAAUUAGCAACAUUAGCUGAACGAAUUGAUAUUGAAAUAAGUCGAUGGCGUUCAAAAGAUACUGGUGGAGGAAAUGAUGCAGACAUUCGUGCAACAUUAAAUAGUUAUCAAUAUUUACGAAAAUUAUUAGCUGAAAGAUUAGAAAAACAAAUACAAACAGCAACAUUUGAUGAAGAUGAACUUUUACAAAAAGUGAUAUAUCAUGAUUUACCAUUGACAGAAAUAUUAAAUAAUUGUAAUGGUUUAGAUUAUUUUUUAAAAUUUCUUCAAACUAUCGAUGCUGUUGGUUAUGCAAAUUUUUAUCUUAAUGCAGAAGCAUUUCGAUGUGCUGGUUUAUCAGUACAGCAACAAAAAAAUGAAAAUUUGACAAAUGAACAACAUCAAGCUAAUUUAGAAAUACUCAGAAAUAUGGCAAAUGAUCUUAUCGAACAAUAUUUUCUUCCAACAGGCGCAUUUAAAUUACCAAUCGAUGAAAAUCUUGUCCAAAAAACAUUAAAUAUAUUAAGAACAGCUUCUAUUGAUGAAACACUACUUGAUGAACUACAAACAAAAGUUUUUGAAAUUCUUUCAUCAGAGAAAUAUUAUGGACAAUUUAAAACAACACCACAAUAUUUAAAAGUUUUAAGUGAAAUCGAUUUUAAUGAUCCAUUAAAUGAUAAUUUCGAUGCUGCUUCAAUAUCAAGUAAUAAUAGCAAUGAAAUCUCAGGUGAUUACUCUGAACCGCAACAUAGUCCAGUCAUUUCAACGAGUUCAGUAUCAAGUAUAAACAGUGCAGCAAGUGCUGUACCUGAUAUAUUGGAUAAUAUCCAUAAUUAUUCCAUUACAACAGAAAUAAAUGAUUCUGGUGUAUGUUGUGAAAAAGGUGAAAAAUAUGCAAUAUAUGUUAUAUCUGUAUAUUGUAAACCUAUACAUUCCUAUGGAAAUCAUCAUGAUGAUCAGCGACGUGAAUGGAUAACUUAUCGUCGUUUUAGUGAAUUUAAUGAUCUUGAUAUAACAAUAAGAAAACGUUAUCCUGAUUUACGAGACAUUGCUCGUUUACCUGGUAAAAGCUUAAUUAAUAACACAAGUCAAGAUGUACGAGUAAAACGACAAAAAGAAUUGAAUACUUAUCUAACAAUAUUAACACAACCAAAGAUUCUUCAAAGUCAUCCACAACUUGGUGAACUUCUAUUAAAAUUUUUACGAAAUCAACAAUGGAAAAAUGAACAAACAGAAUUAGGUCGCAAGAUGGAUACAUUUGUUAAUCCAUUUAAACAAGCAUCAAUUGGUCUUGUUAAAGGUGUAUCAGCAUUUCCAGGCAAUGUUGUUAAAGGUGUAACAAAAAUCGGUGAUGGUUUAACAAUUGUAUCAGAUAGUGUUGUUGAAAAUGCUGGAAAAAUCUUUGGAACAAAUUCAAAUCUAAAUAAUAACAAUCGCUAUAAUAUUCAUAUUACAAAAGAUAUGCAAUCAUUUCCUAUUGUUGAAGAACCUCAAGUUGAAAGUGCUAAAAAUAUUCCACUUCGUGUUCUACUUGUCAUUAUGGAUGAAGUAUUUGAUCUAAAACAAAAAAAUAUGUGGUUUCGAUCAAGAUUUGUAUCAAUAUUAAAACGUUUUCUACGAGCAUUUAUGGGUGAUUCUGUUAAUCGACGUAUUGCAGUGUUUGUUGAACAUUGGACAUCAGCACCAAAAAUUGCAAAAGAAAUUACUCGUCUCAAAGAUGAUUUUUGGCCAAAUGGUGUUUUAGCUGACAAAGCACCGGAACGUGAUGCAAACGUUCGUAAUAUCACACAAGUUCUAUGCAAAGCAAAACUACUUGGUAUUGUUUCAGAUGAACUUCGUCAUAUAAUUGGUAGUGAAACAACUCGUCGUGGUUUAUUACGUUUAUUUGAAUUAUUACAAAAUGAAACACUUAAUCGUCGAUUUGUAUAUAUUGUUAUUGAAGCACUGUUAAUAAAAUUAUUUCGACCAAAUGAUCUUCAUUUAAUAUUUGAAAAACUUUAUUCUCAAUCGGCACGUGUUAAAGAAGAAUAUAGAAAACGAAUAUUUGAAAAAGGACAACACCGUAAUGGAUCAAUAAAUAGUCAACAUCAUCAUCAUAAUGAAUCAAAUUCUCGUCCCUAUUACUUUAAUCGUUUAUCUGUGAGAACUGAUGACAGUUUUAUUGGUACGCAACGACCAAAUAAUAAUCAACAACAAAAACCAUUACCGAGAAGUUUAUCAAGAAUAUGA
This is a messenger RNA of Adineta steineri, 3078 nucleotides long. Lineage: Eukaryota; Metazoa; Rotifera; Eurotatoria; Adinetida; Adinetidae. The record is from the annotation of a GenBank genome assembly.